AUGAAUAAAAUGAUAAUCAACCAUAUCGAGAAACUGUUUGUGACCAGUGAUGCGGGGACAAUUCUGAACGAACUGGAAGUGCAACAUCCGGCAGCCAAAAUGCUUGUUAUGGCAAGCCAAAUGCAGGAGAAACAGAUCGGUGAUGGUACCAAUACUGUGGUGAUUUUCGCUGCUUCGCUGCUCGAACACGCAUCUGAAUUGCUGAGCAUGGGCCUGAAUCCCCGGGAAAUAGCGGAUGGUUAUGAGCAAGCAGCAGAGAAAGCGCUGGCAAUACUUCCUUCAUUGGUCGUCAGAAAAGCGGAGGAUUUACGCGAUGUGGUAGCUGUUCAGAAAUAUUUGCGAUCAGCAGUGAUGUCAAAGCAAUAUGCCAACGUUGAUUUCAUCACAAAUUUGGUUGCCAAAGCUUGCGUGCAAAUUGUACCGGCCAAUGCGCAGAAUUUCAAUGUGGACAGUAUUCGUGGCCUGAAUCCCCGGGAAAUAGCGGAUGGUUACGAGCAAGCAGCAGAGAAAGCGCUGGCAAUACUUCCUUCAUUGGUCGUCAAAAAAGCGGAGGAUUUACGCGAUGUGGUAGCUGUUCAGAAAUAUUUGCGAUCAGCAGUGAUGUCAAAGCAAUAUGCCAACGUUGAUUUCAUCACAAAUUUGGUUGCCAAAGCUUGCGUACAAAUUGUACCGGCCAAUGCGCAGAAUUUCAAUGUGGACAGUAUUCGUGUGUGCAAAAUUCUUGGCGGUGGGGUGCAGGCAUCCAGAACGAUGAAUGGAAUGGUAUUCGAACGAGGCACUGAGGGCGAACUGAAGAAAGUGGAAAAAGCAAAAAUUGUUGUGUACUCGUGUCCAUUCGAACUAACCCAAACCGAAACAAAGGGCACAGUUUUGAUGGAAACUGCUGACGAAUUGUUGAAGUUCAGUGCUGGCGAAGAAGCGGAAGUGGAGAAGCUGAUAAAAGCUUUGGCUGAUAAUGGCGUGAAUGUUGUUGUAUCAGCUGGAAAAUUCGGUGACAUUCAUCUUCAUUUCAUGAACAAAUACAAAAUGAUGGGUGUCCGGUUGGUUUCAAAAUUCGAUCUUCGUCGUUUAUGCCGAUCCACUGGAGCCCAGGCGCAGGCGCGUGUGUGCUGCCCACCCGCAACAGCUUAUGGUGAAUGCGAUCGAGUGUAUAUCGAAGAGGUGGGCGGCAAAGAGCUAACGGUAUUCGAUAAGGCGAGCGAGCGAGGCAAUAUUGCGACAAUCGUGAUCCGAGGAUCGAGCCAGUCACGCAUGGACGAUGUGGAAAGGGCAAUUAACGAUGCCGUUAAUACUUAUAAAGCGCUUACACGAGAUUCUAACUUGCUUGCCGGAGCUGGAGCCGCCGAGAUUGAGCUUGCGCGACAAAUUGAAUCGUUUGGCGAAAAAUGGGCCGGACUGGAGCAGUAUUCCAUUAAGAAAUUUGCUCAUGCGUUGGAAACGUUGCCAAAGCAAGUUGCUGAGAAUGCUGGACUAGACGUACGUAACCUUUUUUGUUCCUCUUUUUUUUUAGCGCAAGAAAAUAAUAAUUUCUUGAGACGCCGACUGAGAUUCUUUCGAAAAUUUAUGCGGCGCACCAGGAAGAUAAUCAUGUCGAAGCAAGCGAAAGGUCCGGCUCCACGAGCACCAAAAGCAGCUGAUGAAGCGGAUGAAGAUUAA
Messenger RNA from Gongylonema pulchrum, 1656 nucleotides. Lineage: Eukaryota; Metazoa; Nematoda; Chromadorea; Rhabditida; Gongylonematidae. The record is from the annotation of a GenBank genome assembly.